AUGAAUGAAGUCAAUUUGAAGCUUCAAGGGAAUAAGAUGAACUUUAUUAAAGCCAAAGGAAUAAUUUCCUCAUUCAUUUUUAAAUUAGAUCUUUACAGAACAAACAUAAAUCGUCAAGAACUGAUUCAGUUUCCGAAUCUCAAGUCAUGUUCAGACGCAAAUGGUUUAAUUCCAGAAGACAAAAUUCUAAUUUUCACUGAUCAUAUUUUGCAGCUCAAAAAAGACAUGAAAUCAAGAUUUCAAGAUCUACUUGAGUUACAAAUCUGUAAUUGGAUUUUAGAUCCAUUUUCGUUUGAAUCUGUGGAAGAUCUCGAACUUCAUUUACAAAUGGAAUUUAUCGAUCUUAAACACGACUGUGAGGCACAACUUGUUUUUAAGCAGGUCGGUUACGAGCUUGCCUGGAUCAAGCUUAAAGACACUUAUCCACAACUAUGGCAACAAGUUAAAUCGUUGCUUCUCUCUUUACCGUCAACGUAUCUAGUUGAAAAAGGAUUCAGCGUUGUUGUCCAGCUUUUGACGAAACAAAGAAAUCGGUUGGACAUUUGCAACAAAGGUGAUCUACGUUUAGCUUUGACCAAUAUCAAACCAGACAUCGUUAAAUUAGCAGCUACUCAUCAGGCUCAAGGCAGUCAUUGA
Molecule: messenger RNA, 636 nt
Organism: Rhopalosiphum padi (bird cherry-oat aphid)
Lineage: Eukaryota; Metazoa; Arthropoda; Insecta; Hemiptera; Aphididae
Product: protein FAM200A-like
Exons: 1
Coding region: 1-636 (211 amino acids)
Source: RefSeq, a predicted model, not a curated record